AGCCACAUCAGCAUGAAGAUAAUACUCAGAUAAGACAGCAUGCUGUCACUCGCACAGGUAUAAAAGAGUCACAGGGUAAAGUUAGGCCACUGUCAGAAUCACAGCAGUCUGUCAUCAUGACCUUCAACGGCACCUGGAAAGUCGACCGCAAUGAGAACUAUGAGAAGUUCAUGGAAGAAAUGGGCGUCAACAUGGUUAAAAGGAAACUAGCUUCUCAUGACAACCUGAAGAUCACCCUGCAGCAGACUGGAGACAAGUUCCACUUGAAGGAAUCCAGCACUUUCCGCACAGUGGAAUUUGAAUUUACUCUGGGAGUCACCUUUGACUAUUCUCUUGCAGACGGCACUGAGCUCACAGGAUCCUGGGUCAUGGAGGGAGACAUGCUAAAGGGGACAUUCACACGCAAGGACAACGGAAAGGUGCUAAUAACAACCAGGAAGAUUAUUGGUGAUGAACUUGUACAGAGCUAUGCCUAUGAAGGAGUCGAGGCCAAGAGGAUUUUCAAGAGGGGUUAAAAUGUCAUCAGCAUUCCCAACAUUUAAAAAUGACAAUUCUUGGGAACUUUUACAUGGAUGUUGGCAGCCCUAAAGUUUACAAAGCAUGUAUGUAAAUCAUGUGUCAUUUGCACUGUGAGUUUUGAUAUUUGUGGUAAUAAAGCCAUUUUU
Onychostoma macrolepis is the source of this 665-nucleotide messenger RNA. RefSeq names its product fatty acid binding protein 2, intestinal (gene fabp2). Bases 117 to 515 code for a protein of 132 amino acids. The transcript has 4 exons. NCBI's taxonomy places the organism in Eukaryota, Metazoa, Chordata, Actinopteri, Cypriniformes, Cyprinidae. Gene Ontology annotation, cellular component: nucleus; cytosol. Gene Ontology annotation, biological process: fatty acid transport. Gene Ontology annotation, molecular function: fatty acid binding. The record is from RefSeq and is a predicted model, not a curated record.